GCUUCCUUGGCAGAAACAGACAAAAUUACGUUGGAGGUUGCCAAGCUGAUAAAAGAUGACUUCUUGCAACAGAACGGUUAUACGCCUUAUGACAGGUUCUGCCCUUUCUAUAAAACAGUGGGAAUGCUUUCCAAUAUGAUUGCAUUUUAUGACAUGGCACGCCGUGCCGUAGAAACCACAGCCCAGAGUGACAACAAGAUCACGUGGUCCAUCAUCCGAGAGAACAUGAGUGAAAUCCUCUACAGACUUACCUCCAUGAAGUUCAAGGACCCUGUCAAAGAUGGUGAAACAAAAAUCAAGGCAGACUACGCUCAGCUGUUUGAGGAUAUGCAGAAUGCAUUUCGCAGUCUGGAAGACUAGACUCGACCUCUACGACCACUCCAGUUUGUCCUCUCGAUUCCUCAUCUCAACUCCUCUGCUUCCCUACCUUACAAGAAUGAUGCAACAGUACUUGAGUUGAUAAAUAGCCCUGUGUUUUCCCUGUUCAUACUUGGAGACUGUCCUUACGAAACAUUCCUCUUUGUGUUUGGCAUUGCUUUGUGUGUCUGAAAUGGCGAGUGAUGUGUGAUUGGGCCUGGCUGAGUGAGGAAACGCUGUUGUACACUUCUAGGGUGGGAAAAAAUUCACCUUCCCUCUCCCAGCUCUCUUGGUAACCAGUCUUUCACCUUGGGCUGUAACCAAUUGAGCUGUAUUGACAGAGGAGGUGCAGAUCUCAGUGCAGUCACACGGUACGUUCUGAGCUGGCAGUGGUAAGGACACUUACAUCUGGCACUUUGCUAAGUGACUAUCAUGAUGUAAAGUCCCUAUUCUCAAACAGAAUUUCUGACCAUAUUCUGAUGACACGUUGAUACAACCAAAAAAUUUUCACUACUCUCUCCCUUCUGCAACCCUCAGCUGAGUCUGUUGGUAUUGAAACGUGGUAGUUCUGGAUCUCCCCAAGAAGGGACUAACUAGAAGAUGAGCACGUAUAAGCGACCAGUAUACUUUUGUACACUGGAAAAGUAGAGUUUUAUUUUCCUACUUAAUACAGAUAGGACUGUUGGACUCAGCAUCAGCUAAAAUCAAAGCCAUAGGUGCUCAGCUUC
Messenger RNA from Leptosomus discolor (cuckoo roller), 1085 nucleotides. Lineage: Eukaryota; Metazoa; Chordata; Aves; Leptosomiformes; Leptosomidae. The record is from RefSeq and is a predicted model, not a curated record.